Messenger RNA from Prunus dulcis (almond), 1492 nucleotides. Its product is annotated as golgin candidate 5-like. The record is from RefSeq and is a predicted model, not a curated record. Bases 357 to 800 code for a protein of 147 amino acids. The transcript is spliced from 7 exons. Lineage: Eukaryota; Viridiplantae; Streptophyta; Magnoliopsida; Rosales; Rosaceae.
CAAUCAGAAUUCGGAUCAACCCCUCAUUGUCCGUCUCUUUCCACAAAACCACUCUCUAUUCGUGAAACCAGCCGCGAAUCUCACAGAAGUUUCCUUCUUCAGCUCAAAAAGCAUACGCCAUGAUUUGAAUCACCAGGAAUUAAUCGGACCACCCCAACCAGAAUGGCGUGGUUCAGUGGGAAAGUCUCUUUGGGGAACUUCCCCGAUCUCGCCGGGGCCGUGAAUAAGCUCCAGGAAAGCGUCAAGAACAUCGAGAAGAACAAGCUGAUGAUAAUGAAGCUGAUGUUAAAGGGCAACAUCUGAGCUCAGGGGAAAAUGCGUCUGACUCUUCAGUGAUUGAAUUGGAGAAGGUGAAGAUGGAGAUGAAGAUGAUGGAAGCUGCAUUGCAAGGUGCUGCAAGACAGGCCCAGGCAAAAGCUGAUGAGAUUGCAAAGUUUAUGAAUGAAAAUGAACAAUUAAAAUCUGCGAUCGAGGAUUUGAAGAGAAAAUCCAAUGAUGCAGAAGUCGAGUCACUGCGAGAGGAAUACCAUCAAAGGGUUGCAACACUUGAAAGGAAGGUGUAUGCUCUUACAAAGGAAAGGGACACGCUUCGGCGGGAGCAGAAUAAGAAAAGUGAUGCAGCUGCUCUUCUGAAGGAAAAGGAUGAAAUAAUUAAUCAAGUUAUGGCUGAAGGUGAAGAGCUUUCAAAAAAGCAGGCUGCUCAAGAAGGACAGAUUAGGAAAUUAAGGGCUCAGAUCAGAGAGUUUGAAGAAGAGAAGAAAGGGUUGAUUACUAAACUUCAGGUAAUUCAUUUAUGUUAGAAUCUUUAAAAUUGUGGUUCUCUGAUUUCGUUUGAUAAAGACAACUCUUUCAGUCAUCAUAAAAUUUGAAAUGACAUUGAAGUUACAGCACAUAAAUUGAUGAAGCACUUGUUUUCCUUUUUUUCUCAAAGCUGCUUGGCCGAAAGCUUCCAUGUUGGAUAAUGGAUUAUCCCACAAAGGAUUUCUUGAUCAUUUUUCUGUUUUUAUGUCACCUGCUUUCUUAGUAGUCAAUUUCAUAAUAUCUUAAAACAGUAAACUAUUUGACCCCAGGAACAUUAUUAUAAUAGUUUAUAGGGAAAUAGCUCAAAAUACCACCCAUUUUAUAAUUUUUUGUCAAAAUACCAUCCCUCUCCAAAAAUUUUAAAACUGUCACAUAUAAAAGAAAAUGGUUUUCCUCUUUGCUAAUUGAGAAUCAUGUGCAGUUAUGAUUUCAGAUCUGUAGAUAACCUGUUGUUGCUGAUAUUGCUACACGGGAGGAGAACAGAACAAGUUGGAAAAUGUGCAAGAAGGGAGAGCUAACUCAUACAACGAAGAACAAAUUGAUGAAGUUAAGAUCAAAUUAGUAGAAUUUGUGAGCUCUCCAUUAUUUAUAAUUAUAGGUAGGAAGUAUGUAUGUAAUAGAGCAAAGAUUGGUUGACUAUGUAAUAACAAUUGAAUUGUCAAGUUUUAUGAAAGAAAUAAUUUUUGCUUCU